AUGGGGCAAUUCCACUCAACAAGCCAUGGAGGCCCAGACGUACCCGAGGAACAAGUUAAGAAUGAUUAUUAUGAAUUACUUGGGUUACAGUGGGAUGCUUGUGAAGAAGAGAUAAAGAAGGCGUACAGAAAGAAGGCACUUGAGCUGCACCCGGAUAGAAACUACGGAAAUGUUGAGACCGCAACAAGAUUAUUUGCGGACGUACAAUCUGCUUACGAAGUCCUUUCGGAUCCUCAGGAGCGGGCGUGGUACGACUCCCAUCGUGAGGUCUUCCUGGGAAGCGGCGCCAGAACAGAAAGUGGUGAUUACUCCUAUAACACCCGAAUGACAACUACAGAUGACAUAUUCAAACUUUUUUCCAAUUUCAGUCCCCGUAUGGAAUUUUCGGACUCAAAAUCGGGGUUUUAUGGUGGUCUCCGUGAAACAUUUUCCCGGCUGGCUUGCGAGGAGAAAAUGGCAUGUCAAUGGGAAAACGUCGAAUACGUUGAUUACCCAACUUUUGGAUAUCGCGGUGACAGUUUCGAAGAUAUUGUACGCCCUUUUUAUGCUGUAUGGAGUAGUUUCUCCACAAAGAAAUCGUUUGCAUGGAAAGACGUAUAUCGUUACUCCGAGGCCCCAGAUCGUCGUGUGCGCAGGAUAAUGGAGAAGGAAAACAGGCGCUUAAGAGAAGAAGGAGUUCGAGAAUUCAAUGAUGCUGUGAGAUCGCUUGUCUCUUUCAUCAAAAAGCGAGACCUGCGAUACAAACCUAAUCCCCAAAGCGAAACACAACGCCAGGAAACUCUUCGCCAAUCGGCGGCAGCACAGGCUACCAGGUCGCGAGCAGCUAACCAAGCUAAGCUACGUGAAUAUAUUGCUCCAGAUUGGGCCAAAUCGGAAGAACUGCAAGAUUAUCAGGAUGACAGUUCCGAGAGUGAGGUGGAGCAAUUUGAUUGUGUGGCGUGCGACAAGAGUUUCAAAAGUCAACAGCAACUUCAAGCUCACGAGCGUAGCAAGAAACAUUUGAAAGCCGUCAAAGAUCUUCGUCGAGAGAUGGCAAUACAGGAUAAGCAGUUGGGUCUGCAAGGGAAUGAAAAUGGAAAUACUAUGUUUGAGGAUGCACAUCUGGUACAAACCAAGGAACACAUUGAUGACAACUGGAUGGCUACAGCUAAAUCAGGCCGUGAAUCAGAUGUACGUGAGUCUGAUGAUGUGAUUGCUGACAACCAAUCUGGCCGCAGGAGAUUUAUAAACUAUGGCUUAGAUCAGUUGGAAAAUCCUGAUAUCAGCGUUUCAGACAACGGUAUUAGCCAUGACCUUGAGUCGCAAUCACGUUGUCUUCUUACCAAGGAAGACGAUGGAAGCAUAGACACAGAUAAUGUGUUGGCUGGGAUGUCAUUGACCCCCGGGCAAAAGAACUCGCCUGAGAAAAUGGGAAAGGCCAAACAAAAACGUGCCAGAAAGGCUGCACAAAAGCAGACCAACCCUUCAGCGGACCUGACCUGUGCAAGGUGUCAUUCGGCUUUCAAUUCUAGGAGUCAGUUAUUCUCCCAUAUCAGAGAACUCGACCAUGCGCAGCCACUUCCCAAUGUUUCUAGGAAUAGGAAGUAG
Molecule: messenger RNA, 1587 nt
Organism: Aspergillus chevalieri
Lineage: Eukaryota; Fungi; Ascomycota; Eurotiomycetes; Eurotiales; Aspergillaceae
Product: putative C2H2 finger domain protein
Exons: 2
Coding region: 1-1587 (528 amino acids)
Cellular component (GO): cytoplasm
Molecular function (GO): nucleic acid binding; zinc ion binding
Source: RefSeq, a predicted model, not a curated record